ACUCUUAAAUAAUGUAUUGAAGAUUUACUAAUUAGUUUGACAAAUGUGACAUUUUUUAUUUUUCGUCUAAAUGAAAUUUAAAAUAAAUUAAUAAUACUAGAUAAAGCGAUUUGAUGAAUAAGAAAUAAUUAAAAAAUAAAAUAAGUAAAGUAUAUCUAUCCAAAUGUCUAUAAAUUACAUUCCUCGGGUGACACAGUUGGAUGCUGUUCAACUAGAUGUACAGGUGGAGGAAUUAUUUAAACAGUUAUUGUUUGAAGCCACUAGGUAUUUGGAGCCUGGGUUUCUUCAACCAAUUCUUCCAGAACUUGAACUUGUUAUAAGAACAUGGAUAUUCAGAUAUUCAUUUUACAAGAAGAAUUGCACAUUUGGUCAGGAGAUGUUAUCAUUGAAAUACAAAACUGACAAUAUAUCACGAAGUAAAUUAUACUGGUAUUAUGGUUUUACAAUUGGUUUAAAGUAUAUCAAAGAGAGAGCCAUGUACAGUUGGACAUCAAACCAAAAAGUACAGAACUUUGUGUAUAAAAUUGAAACAUUCCAAUUAAUAAGUGAUAUUUUAAAUUUUCUUCGAUUUAUACAACAUGGAAAGUAUCCUGUAUUAAUAGAUUUUAUACUAGGUCUUGAAUUAACAGCAGACAAAUUAACAAGAGAAGAUCUCACAGACUUCUCAUGGACUCGAGAAUUAUUGUGGCAUAAUUUUAUAGAAUUAAUAGGCACAGUAAUAUCACUUAUGAAUAUGUUUGGAUUGAGAAAGAAAUUGACCACUGUUUUGAAAUAUAUGUGGUGGCGAAAUUAUACCCGCACUUCGGGUUCUCCUACCAGUGCUACUAUGACACAAAACACAGUAUGUGCAUGUUGCACAAAUAAGCCAGUGUUGCCACAUACAAUGGGAUGUUCACACAUUUUUUGCUAUUAUUGCUUAAUGGCUAACAAGACAGCAGAUCCAGACUAUGCCUGUCCAAAGUGUUACUACAAUGGAAAGCAAGUAAACAAAUUUGUUGUGGUGUAAUUAAAAGUAAUUUUAAUAAUUGUAUAUUAUGGGAAAUGUUGGAUGGGUAUAUAUAAAGCCAUAAUGGUGCUGUGAUUUAAAUGAUUGUUAUAUUUAUUAUUAGUUAAUAAUUGUUAAUUCCAGGAACUUGUUAUUUUUAUAAAUGUUUAAAUAAAUAUUACAAAAUUGU
Messenger RNA from Galleria mellonella (greater wax moth), 1175 nucleotides. It is a transcript of the gene Pex2, whose product is annotated as peroxisome biogenesis factor 2. Gene Ontology annotation, molecular function: zinc ion binding. The record is from RefSeq and is a predicted model, not a curated record. Gene Ontology annotation, biological process: protein import into peroxisome matrix. Bases 164 to 1006 code for a protein of 280 amino acids. Gene Ontology annotation, cellular component: peroxisomal membrane. Lineage: Eukaryota; Metazoa; Arthropoda; Insecta; Lepidoptera; Pyralidae. The transcript is spliced from 5 exons.